Messenger RNA from Gigantopelta aegis, 548 nucleotides. RefSeq names its product galactose-specific lectin nattectin-like. Gene Ontology annotation, molecular function: signaling receptor activity. NCBI's taxonomy places the organism in Eukaryota, Metazoa, Mollusca, Gastropoda, Neomphalida, Peltospiridae. The coding region runs from base 18 to 488 and encodes 156 amino acids. The transcript has 5 exons. The record is from RefSeq and is a predicted model, not a curated record.
AGUGCCUACAGACUGCAAUGGUGUGGUUGUUUGUUGGUGCUAUAUUUACACUUUCAAUAGGCGUGUUGACAUCAUGUCCUCUUUACUGGACACCUUAUGAGGAAUAUUGUUAUGUCAUACCACAGGUGGCGCAGUCGUGGGAGUCGGCAACGGCGUUCUGUAUGAUUCAUGGUGCCUAUUUGGCAGAGAUAUCGACUCCGGAAGAAAACGACUUUUUAGCACAGCUCGUGAAACAAAAUCAUCCACCAGAAGCUCAAAUAUGGAUAGGUGGAACUGAUGCCCUGAGUGAAGGUCACUGGAUCUGGAGUCGCAGUGAGGAAACGUUCCAGUACCAACACUGGGACAGCGGGGAGCCGUCCAAUUCUGGGGGUGGUGAGCACUGCGCCACUGUUCGCACCAGUGGGAAGUGGAACGACAGUCCCUGCAGUGAAAAGCUGCAUGGAAUAUGUGUGAAGAGACAAAGGACAGAACCUGGUGUUGGCAGGUAGAAGAUACUUCCUUGUUUUGUGAAAACAGUUUGAAAUAAUAAAAAUAAACCAAAUAAACUA